GUCAAGACAGUGUGUUAUCGAUGCAGGAGAAUUGGACAUAACCAACACAACUGUCCGUUCGAGUUAAUUGCAACGGAUGACGGCUUCGGCCCGGAAAUCAUUGGUAACAAGACAGGGCCAAAAAUCAAUGAAUUUUCCUAUGCCUCGGUUCGGAAUGGUGGGCGUGGUAGGGGAUCCAAUGUCUGGAGACAUACUGGGCAAACUGUUCGGCGACAAGAGGGAGCGAGAUUGCUCCUGGAAGCCCCACCGCCACGUCAGUUUCAGGAACGAAACCGAGCGGACUUCCCUCCUUCGGCGGCAGGCAGAAACAAUUCGGGAGGAAGAAGAAGACGAGGCCAGGCCCAGCCGUCUGCUCCUAGUCCAAGAGUCCCUAGGGAUGGCUGUCUGGUUGGGCUCAAGAGGGCAGCCCAUGAUUCAAGUGCUGGGCCGAGUAGAAGGCCUUGUUUCAACAACCAAGAAAUUGCAAGGUCAGCUGACAAUGGGCCUCUAAAGGAGCCCAAUUCCGAAAAUUGCAAUGGGCAAGCAAUCAGUGAUCCAACUUUGGAAAACCCAAUCCCGUUGCAAGUGCAGGAGCCAACCCAUUCCUAUGGGCUAGGUAAUUUAUUUUGCGAUGAAAAUCCAGAAUUUUUAUUUGAAGAUUUGGAUGAAACUAACCCAUUUGGUUAUCAAGGAGAUAUGGGCCUUCUAAAUCUCGAGGCCCACUUACUACCUUCAGAAUCUGCAGUGUCAUGUUCUCCGAUCGGUCCGGUCGAAAAUGGGAAGUCAAAAGGCAAAGCCAUCCUGGUUGAAUCCUCGGGAUCUCCUAUUGUCUACACUCGAAGAAAUGUGGGAAUAUGUA
Messenger RNA from Linum trigynum, 838 nucleotides. The record is from the annotation of a GenBank genome assembly. Lineage: Eukaryota; Viridiplantae; Streptophyta; Magnoliopsida; Malpighiales; Linaceae.